AUGGUAGCCAAAGGAAAUGGAACCGCCAGUGUUCACUUUGUCCUCUUGGGAUUGUCUGAGCAGGGCCAUGUCCAGGUUGUCCUGUUUGUGGUGUUCCUGGUGAUCUAUGUGGUCACCCUGCUGGGGAAUGUGGGGCUGCUGGUGUUGAUCAGGCUGGUUGCCCAGCUCCACACGCCCAUGUACUUCUUCCUGAGCAGCCUGUCCUUCCUUGACCUCUGCUAUUCCUCCUGCAUCCCUCCCAGGCUGCUCCGGGAUCUCCUGGAUGAGGACAAGGUCAUUUCUCACGCCGCGUGCCUCAUACAGUUCUAUUUCUACGUGGCCUUCGCCACCACCAAGAGCUACCUGCUGGCAGUCAUGGCCUACGACCGCUACAUGGCCGUCUGCCACCCCCUGCUCUACCCCCUCUCCGUGUCCCGAGGGAUCUGCGUGCUCCUGGUGGCCGGGUCCUGCCUAGCUGGGGUCACCAAUGCCUCCCUGCAACAGGUGGCCCUCAGGCUGAGCUUCUGCGGCCCCAAGAGCAUCGACCACUUCUACUGCGGGGCCCUCUCCUGCACGGACCCCGCGCCCAAAGAGCUGGGCGUGUUCCUCGUGGCGGGCUCCAGCCUGGCCGCCACCGGCCUGGCCAUCCUCCUCUCCUACACCCUCACCCUCAUCCUGGCCACCGCCCUGGGCACGCGCUCGGCCACGAGGAAGCGCAAAGCCUUCUCCACCUGCGCCUCCCCGGGCUCUGUGGCGCUCUUCUACGGAUCCCUGGUGCCCAUGUACUGCCGGCGCAGCUCCAGGAGCUCCCAGCAGCCAGACAAGGUGGCCUCUGUGUUCUACACCAUGGUGACACCCAUGCUGAACCCCUUCAUCUACAGCCUGAGGAACCAGGAGGUGAAGGCCAGGCUCUGGAGACUGAUGGGGAGGAAACAGCUGAAAAAUAGUAUUUCCUUUUUUAUUUGUGUUUGCUGCCUGGUAUUUUAAUUUCAGGAGUUUAAGCCCUUCUUGACCACUUGUAGAGCUUGAGGACCAGGGACUCUUCAUCUCUUCUGAUUACAGCAACUUGGGACCAUUUCCUUCUUUUAGGGAAGAAAAAAAAAAGAGAAACUUUUCUCCAUCUGCCUGAUUGUGACACUCUCUGGUUGUUUAGACAUCAGGACAUCCCAGCUAAAAAUAAAAUGCAGCAGGAGACUUUCGAAAGUGUUCUCCCUUCUUCCCAGUUGGCAGUUGCAGCACUUCUCCAAAUCCCCAGCUGUUUCCCAGUCCCUGAAUCUCUAUUUCUUAACACUGGUUCUUUUUACUUCCCUGUGAUGCCAAGAAGCCAAUUACAUAUUUCAAAGACAAAUGUAUAUAUAUUUAAAAUUAUAUAUAUGAGAAGAAAAAAAAAAGAAAUUCUAUAAACAAACUUUAUUUAAAUACAUAAAGAAAUAUGUAUUAAGAUAUUUAUACAUAUAAAUUUAUAUAUAUAAAAAGAAGUGGGACAUAAACCCUCAGGCUACAAUAUAUAGAAUAUAUAUAUCAAACUUCCUGUCCCAGGCUACAAUAUAUAGAAUAUAUAUAUCAAACUUCCUGAAGCUGAUGAUGUUUACUUACCUGAGUGUCCUAGGUUGACUAUAUGAUGCUUUUAUCCCCAAUCGUCUCAUUCCGUUUAUGCUGAAUAGUAAGUUUUGCACCUUUAAGACUUGCUCCAAGGAUUGAGGGGGGGAGAGGAGGCGCGCAGUUUGUUUUCAGACACUGAACUCACUCCUACACAUUCCUGCUUCUGGACUGUGUGUUUUCUGCGGAUGAACAGACGGCGGGACAGGGCUCUUUUUUUUCCUUGCUUUUUAGUUAGUUUAGCUAGCUGAGGCAAAGAAGUUCCCUGGACUGCACUUUUUUUCCCGUUUUUCCCCUUUCUCUGGACCUGUUCACACCUGCUCUGGACUGAACAACCAUAAGAGCACCAGCAGCUCGCAUCGGUGGGCCGGGCCGGGCCUGGGCCAUGGCAUUUCCAGCGCCGGAGGGACUGAUAAGGGACUGAGUGAGCUGAACUGGAAUCUGGGGAGGGGACUUUCUGGGUGUGUCAUCUCCUUUGGAGCAGCAAGGGGUUUUAUUGUUUAAUAUUAAGUUUUCUUGUUUAAUAAAUAGUUUUUUUCCACUUUUCUCCAAGGAAGUAUUUUCUCCUGGACCGGUUGGGGGAGGGGUGGUAGAAUCCGAUUUCCUAGGGGGGCCCUUUGGGG
Messenger RNA from Haemorhous mexicanus (house finch), 2201 nucleotides. RefSeq names its product olfactory receptor 5M5-like. The record is from RefSeq and is a predicted model, not a curated record. Gene Ontology annotation, biological process: sensory perception of smell; G protein-coupled receptor signaling pathway. Gene Ontology annotation, cellular component: membrane. NCBI's taxonomy places the organism in Eukaryota, Metazoa, Chordata, Aves, Passeriformes, Fringillidae. Gene Ontology annotation, molecular function: olfactory receptor activity; G protein-coupled receptor activity; odorant binding.